Molecule: messenger RNA, 905 nt
Organism: Vanrija pseudolonga
Lineage: Eukaryota; Fungi; Basidiomycota; Tremellomycetes; Trichosporonales; Trichosporonaceae
Exons: 4
Coding region: 51-905 (284 amino acids)
Source: RefSeq, a predicted model, not a curated record
UCAGCAGCACUCAUCCACCACCCACAAACCGCACCAACACGCACGCACACAUGCCCUCGCUCCUCCUCUUCACCGGGCUCCCGCUCGACGUGCGCGACCCCGAGCUGAACGAGCUGCUCGUCGCCGACCCCUUGCGCCUCGUGCCGUCCAGCGUCAUCGUGACGGCGCUGCACAACGCCGCGGGCCAGUUCCUCGGCACGUUCCUCGUCGAGGUCGGGUCCGAGGCUGAUGCCGAGCGCGUGCGGCGGCAGUACGGCGGGCAGAUCAUCGACGGGUCGCACACGAUUGCCGUCCAGCACGUCCUCAAGCCGACCCAGCCGCAUCCUACCGCCGCGAUCCCCGCCCCGGGCCAGCAGCAGCAGCAACAACAGCAGCAGGGACAGAAGAAGCAGCCCCAGCAGCAGCAGCAGGCCGCACAGGCACAGGGCAAGGCGCCUGGCCUGAGACUCCUCCAGCGGCUCAACAAGGGCGCGGCGCAGGCCGGCGCGGCGCCGUCGCGCGCCGAGAGCCAGAAGCAGAAGCUGCUGCUGGAGAAGCAGCGCGCCGCAGUGAGCAAGGGCAAGAAGGGCGCCGCGAACCCCGGCGACGCGCUCCUCUCCCGCCUGGCGAAGGGCAAGGCCGCCGCGCCGGCACAGACAAAGGCAGGCAACAAGAAGGGAGCUGCUGGCGCGCAGCCCAAGGCCACGGCGGCCGCGACGGCGCGCAAGGCGGCCAAGAAGAAGGGCGCUGGCGGCGGCGCCGACAAGGUCGCGCGCGCCAAGGCGGCCGCGAGCGACCGCAUGGACGUCGACGCCGCUGCGAAGGCCAACAAGGCAAAGCCCGAAAAGCCCAAGCCCAAGACCCAGGCCGACCUCGACGAGGAGAUGAAGGCGUACGAGCGCCAGCGCAAGUUUGCGACCGCAUAG